AUGGCUUCCUCCUUCUCGGAGCGCCCCUCGUCUCCCUGGCGGCGCUUCCCGGAGCCUCUCCCGGCCAGGAUUCGCCGCAUGGCCUCCCUCCGUCCCACACCGGGCAGCGUCACGCUCUACGAGAUGGAGAACUUCCAAGGCCGGAAGUGCGAGCUGACCGAAGAGAGCCCCAACCUCACCGAGAAGGACCUGGAGAAAGUGGGCUCCGUCCGGGUGGAAGCCGGCCCCUGGCUGGGGUUUGAGCGCCAGGCCUUCAGUGGGGAGCAGUUUGUGUUGGAGAAGGGGGACUACCCUCGCUGGGAUUCCUGGUCCAACAGCCACAGCAGUGACAGCCUCCUCUCCAUCCGUCCCCUCCUGAUUGACAGUCCGGACCACAAGAUCCACCUGUUUGAAAACAUCAACUACGGCGGGAGGAAGAUGGAGAUUGUGGAGGACGACGUACCCAGCCUGUGGGCUCACGGCUUCCAAGACCGCGUGGCCAGCGUCAAGGCCCUGAAUGGAAUAUGGGUGGGGUACGAAUACCCCGGGUACCGUGGCCGGCAGUAUGUUUUUGAGAAAGGCGAAUACCGCCACUGGAACGAGUGGGACGCCAGCCAGCCCUUCAUCCAGUCCUUGCGGCGCGUCCGGGACCAGCAGUGGCACAAACGGGGCUGCUUCGAGGAGAGCUAGAGAUGUCGUGCUGACCCAAGAGUUAGAAGAACCUGAACCGGGGGGGCUCCUGCCAGGAGGAAGCAUCGGUGGUGACGGCCCCCCAGCUGUUCUCUGUAGAAGAUGAUCUGACGCUCUCAAUAAAAGUCUG
Molecule: messenger RNA, 799 nt
Organism: Pogona vitticeps (central bearded dragon)
Lineage: Eukaryota; Metazoa; Chordata; Lepidosauria; Squamata; Agamidae
Source: RefSeq, a predicted model, not a curated record